AGGAGGAGGAGACUGCGAGGAGGAGGCGGAGAGAGGGAGAGAGGGAGGAAAGCGCUGUUUUUCAGCCCCCUUUUCCCUCUCGCCAGUUGCAUUUCCCUCUCGGCCGAAGCGUGCACGGACGGAGCCGAACGUGGCUACCAAACCAGCCGGAGGAGAGGGGUCUCCCCACCGUGGAUUAUAAAGCCUUACGUGGAUACAAUUGUGACUUUUUACUCCAAAGAGAAACACCCGGAGUUCGUUUGUGGAAGAAGCGAACUCGUCGGGCUCGAUGAGUGUAGACAGGCUGCCGGUGAGAAGCUCCCUGUUGACAUAAGACGGCGAGGAGAUUACAGGCGAAGCUCAGAAGGCGGAACAACACGCACUCACUGGCAAGGCGUCUUCUCCCGCCGCCUUCAAGAGCCAUGAGCUGGCUGCUUGUGGACCACAUCGCCAGCAGUUUCCGCGAAGAUGCUCCUCGACCCCCGGUGCCCGGGGAGGAGGGCGAGGCGCCCUGCCACCCCGGCAAACGCACCAUAAUGAAACCGGAGACCGCCAAAUCCGUCACUUUCAGCCCGCCGAGCUCCUCGGCCAGGCGGAACGAGGAUGGUCUCGGGGAGCCCGAGGGGAGCGCCUCCCCGGAUUCGCCGCUGUCCCGCUGGACCAAAUCUCUGCAUUCGCUCCUCGGGGACCAGGACGGCGCUCUCCUGUUUCGGACAUUCCUGGAGGUGGAGAAAUGCGCCGACACGUUGGACUUUUGGUUCGCCUGCAACGGCUUCAGGCAAAUGGACCUGAAGGAUACCAAAACGCAGCGAGUGGCCAAAGCCAUUUACAAGCGCUACAUCGAAAACAACGGCGUCGUGGCCAAGCAGCUCAAGCCGGCCACCAAAACCUUCAUCCGGGAUAACAUCAAAAAGCAGCACAUCGACUCUGCCAUGUUCGACCAGGCGCAGAUGGAGAUCCAGACCAAUAUGGAGGAGAACUCCUACCAGAUGUUCCUGUCUUCUGACGUUUUCUUCAAGUUUGUGAGGAGCGGCGGCGAGAACACCAAUCACGUCAACCCGAACGGCCUGAGCGAGUUGCAAGUCAUGUGCGGAUAUCUGCCCACGCUCAACGAAGAAGAAGAGUGGAGUUUCGAUUUCAAAAGCAAAACGGCUGCCGGAGGGCUGCUGGUGAAGACGCAGAGGACCACCACGUCCGUGAGGGGCCUGGAGGUCAUGGAGAGGGGCUACAGGCCGUACAGGGGAGGAGGCGUCUGCCUCAUGGGCUCGUUUGCGCCGGUCAGCAGCACCAAUGACAGCGAAGUGUCCAGCGACGCCUUGACCGAUGACAACAUGUCUGUGACCGACGGCAGCGUAGAUGGCAUCCCUCCGUACAAACUGAGCUCCAAGAAGCUGCUUCAGAGGGAGAUGCAGCGCAACAUGCGCAUGAACAGCCAAGUGUCUCUGCCUGCUUUCCCCCGCACCCGCUGUCCACCCAAAGAAGGCAUCCCAGUCGAGCCGGCAAAGUUUGCUGCUCAGCUCAUCUCCCGCCUGGAGAGCCUGAAGAGGGAACAGGACACCCUCAGCUCUCUGGAGGUGAGGCUGCAGCAGAUUCAGGAGGAGGAAGAAAGAGAGGACGCAGAGAUGGUAGUAAGCGGCCAGCAGAAUCCCCCGCACCCGCUGAGCCUCCUCCCCGGCUCGUCCGAGGAGGACCCGCAGGCCAUCCUGGACGAGCACCUCUCGCGUGUCCUGAAGACCCCCGGCUGCCAGUCGCCCGCCGUCAUCUGGCACUCGCCUCGCUCCAGUUCGCCCGACCACCGGCCCUUCCCGCGAGCAGGCUUCGGACUCAAGGCUUCCCUUUCCGGUCCCGACCAGGGGAUCUUCACGCUCACCCUGGGCCCCGGCGGGACCCUCGUGAGCAGGCAGAGCACAAAGCACAUCCACCACCACUACAUCCACCAUCACACCGCCAAGACCAAGGAGCAGUUUGAGAGGGACGCCGCCCUCCGUGUGCGCACUCUGUGCUCCGCUAGUGGCGAUUGCCAGCCCUGCCAGCCUUACCAGCGCAGCCGCAGCCUGGGCCGGGAGAUGUGCGGCGCUGUCUCCACCGACGCCGGCAUGGGGCGUUCCAGCUCCCUGUCCAGACGCGUGUGUCGCUCAGGGCUUGAGGAUGGCGCGGCCGCCAGGUGCGGCCAGGAGUGCGGGCCCCUACAGCUGCCCAGCGACACGGCCGAUCCCGCUCAGAACGUCUUGCAGUGGAUCCUUGAAAGCAAGCGACAAGGCCGGCACAAGUCAAGCACCCAAAGCACCAAAAAAUCUUUUGGUGGCUCCUCGGCCCAGACGCACACGUGGGGCGGCGGCGGCAACUGUGCCCACCUUCGCAGCCACCAGCCGUCGCAGCCGUUCAUCCAGGACCCCGCCAUGCCUCCCUUGCCCCCUCCCAACACUUUGGCCCAGCUGGAGGAGGCGUGCCGCCGUCUCGAGGAGGUCUCCACCCCCAAGAGUGCCAAGCAAAGGCAUUCACUGUCCAGUCUCCAGAGGGAUAAGAGCCACCUUGUGCCUUUACAGAGUGAGGGGUCCGUCCCUAUGUCUCCUGCCAAUCCUCACCCCCCCAGCAGCAGCAGCAGCCUCUGCCCCCAAUCAAAUGACACUGCGGAGUGUCUGAAGGGUUUCGCAAGCCACGGGCUGUGCAGCGGCGAGACGGUGGUGACGUACUUCUUCUGCGGGGAGGAGAUCCCUUACCGGAGGACCAUGAAGAGCCACAGUCUCACCCUCGGCCACUUCAAAGAGCAGCUGCGCAAGAGGGGCAGCUACAGGUACUAUUUCAAGAAGGCCAGCGACGAGUUUGAGUGCGGCGCGGUGUUUGAGGAAGUGUCAGACGACGGCUCCUUGCUGCCCACCUACGAGGGCAAAAUCCUGGGCAAGGUGGAGAGGAUGGACUGAGACCAAUGAAGGACGACCGAACGAAAGCUCUCUGGAAACGUGUCGGCAGACACCGAAGGUGAAUGACCACUCGUCAAGCAAGCAAGGGGACCGAACCGCCCCGUCCCCCCCACCGUGCCGGCGCCUUCCGCGCCACUUGUAUUGUAGUGUAAAGCUCUCUAUUGCUAUUUAUUGAAGAUACCCCAGCCCCACAACUUGACACUUCCAUGGACAUGCUGCUUGGUGAUGGGCGGAAAAACACAAAACAGCUCCACUUUGUUUUUCUUUUUUACCCUUUUCCUAUGAUCAUCACUUCUACAAGGAUAUAUCUAUUGUUUUUUUUCAGGCUGCAAACUUCACAAAUACCUUUCGUGUUUUGCUCUUCGUGCCCCCCCCCCCCCCCCGCCCCCCCCACACACACACACACACUUCUCUCCCCACUUUUCAUUUUCUCUGAAGAGUCACUUUCAUCAUUGACGUCUCCUCUCUGGGACUCGCCUUGAUCCGUCUCGUUGCAGUGCCUUUGUUUGAGUGGCGCAGGCGUUGCACAAAUAGCCUUCGUUUCCACGAAGAGCCCCCCCCACCCCUGACAGCCCCCCUUCUUCGCCCAUACACCCUCUCUCCCCAAAAAAAAGACAUAUUUACACCCUGAAGAAUUUUGACCAACAGAAGCUCAACAACUUGCUCUCCAAAUGUGCUUGUGUGUGUGUGUGUGUGUAUGCGUGUGCGCGUGUGUUUGACCGAGUUGACUUGUGUGCAACUCAGAGCUGGAUGAUGAAUGAUGAUGAUGAUGAUGAUGCUGUCGUGUUUGUAUGAAGUACAGCAGCUGUACCUACAUGGAUUCUUGCCGUGUUUGACCCCGUUUUAAGGGGUCCCUUUACUCCCUUGAUUUUCACAAGGGGCUGAAAAAAAAUGAACUAAAGAUAUUUUUAUGCUUUUUUUUUUUAAUCCCUAUCUCGUUUCAUCAUCCUUUUAUGUUUUAUAAUAUUUUACAUGGCUUCUUCAGCUCUACUUAAAACUGUAAAUUAUGCGUUCCAUAGAGCUCGGUACUUUAAUUAUUGUAAUUAUGAAGAGAUGUAGCCUCUAUUAAAAUGUUCUAUUUUUCAAA
Hippocampus zosterae (dwarf seahorse) is the source of this 3987-nucleotide messenger RNA. Its product is annotated as axin-2-like. The transcript has 11 exons. The record is from RefSeq and is a predicted model, not a curated record. Gene Ontology annotation, biological process: negative regulation of canonical Wnt signaling pathway. Lineage: Eukaryota; Metazoa; Chordata; Actinopteri; Syngnathiformes; Syngnathidae. The coding region runs from base 402 to 2900 and encodes 832 amino acids.